This is a messenger RNA of Penicillium diatomitis, 666 nucleotides long. RefSeq lists its product as uncharacterized. Lineage: Eukaryota; Fungi; Ascomycota; Eurotiomycetes; Eurotiales; Aspergillaceae. The transcript is spliced from 2 exons. The record is from RefSeq and is a predicted model, not a curated record. The coding region runs from base 1 to 666 and encodes 221 amino acids.
AUGCCAUUUAUUGUAACUUCGAGUGACCAGAAACAUAGAGCAGCUAGCAACGACCAGAACAUAUGGGAUGGGUUCUUCACGCGAAACACUGAGAAACGGUUGUACUCCAGUACCAUCAGUCACGCCGUACCUUGUGUUCUGCAGGAAUGGGGUCUCUGUCUAAUAUUCAUGGGAAUUGUCAUUAAUCUCGUUGUCUUGCUCGUUUACGUCGUUGUUGCAUACCGUGUCUGGUCCAAACGGCUUCUCAUGGGCGCCAUGGAUGAUUGUGGCAAGGCCUGCCCUGACCUUGACUUACAGUCCACAUCCAACACCUUUGCAUUACCUUCCCGCGCGAGCAUUCCAGGCAAGUCGCCGUAUGCUGUCUUUACUGCCUCUUUACGCUUAGCAAAAGAGAGGCAAGCGGAGCCGUCUAUCCAGUUUGCCUCGGCUCACUUGCUCAUGCGACCUAUGUCCUCGUUCCUGUCCUCGCUUCAGGGGCGGGACCCCAGUCACUGUCAACAGUCUAUGCCAAAGCAACAGCAAGGUCAGUUAGCGAUGGUGUCAGUGCCCAAGUCGCGCGAUUCGCCUACUCAAAUCCAGGUGCUCCACGUGCCUGCGGCUCCCGGUGAGACCAUUUAUGGGAGUGUGCCUAUUCCGGGCCCUUACUCGAGUCCUAUGGUUCCAUGA